ACCCGCUAGCAAUGAAAAUUCCAAUUAACUAAAUUUCGUCAGUCUUGUACUAGUUAUAAGCCGUACUAGUACCAAAUGUGUCCCCAAGUAAUGCGAAUGGAACCAAUUGACACCUUUUCGUCCCCAAGUAAACGAAGAGGCGACAGUUGUGCAUAAAUAAAAAACCACCACCAAAAAACCAACCAACAGACAAGUUAAACGAACAUUUGAAUGAGAUCUCUACGAACAAGAAUCACUUUGAAUAGUUUUUUGUUUAGAUGAUCAACAAAAAACAAUGAACAGUUAUUCUUGAGGAAUGCACGUGCGUUUUGUUUGGAAAAAAUCAUUCUUAUUUUGAUCGUUGUAAAGUGAAGUUGCAUUGUGAAAAUUGUGUUAAUAUAAAGUGAUUAAAAUAACAAAUAAAAAGUUUUUAUUUUAAAAUGGAAGAAACACCCAGAAAAAUUAAACGUUUCAGUUCAAUUAUAAACAAUGAUGGUCUCAAUCAAAAGUGCAAUUGCGAAACUUUUGUUAAAAAGAUGGAAAAUGUGGAAAAUACUCAAAAAGUAAUUCAAGGUCAGAUCAAGGUUUUAGCUGAUGCAUUAGCUGAAUUGAAGGUGAUGGUGCAAAAAUUACUUCGAUCUCAAAGUGAUGAGAUACCUUUAACGAAUAGGUUUCCCAUCAGCACUGAGAAAGAUCUUAUUGAUAUUAAUAACGACAUCACAAGUGAGAAUAAAGAUCUAUAUAUUAUAUCAUCCAUUAUAAAAAGAGAGGGAAUAUUGAAAUCAUUAAAAAAUAUUAUAGGUUUAAAAAUUACUUACGAAUAUAAUAUUGACGGAAAUCAUGGAAAAAAAAGUUUGAAGUCCUUAAGCAAUAUAUAUAACGUAAUUUUAGAUUCAAUACCAGUUCAAGAAAAUUCAGACACCCCUGAAACGCAACUGCGAAAAGCAAUACAAGUACAAAAGAAACGAUUUUUUAAACAAGUGAGUGCUGAGAGAAAAGCAGAAUAGUUAAUAAAAUAUUACCAUUAACUUUAUUUUAUAAAUAUUGAAUUUGUUUUGUUUUUAUAUUAACUAUGUAAAUAUAGUUUUAAGAAUCAGAUAAACAUGUGCCAAUUUUUUGUGUUAAGUUUAUAUAUAUGUAUUUAUAUGUAUAUAUAUUGAAU
Molecule: messenger RNA, 1141 nt
Organism: Musca vetustissima
Lineage: Eukaryota; Metazoa; Arthropoda; Insecta; Diptera; Muscidae
Exons: 6
Coding region: 420-986 (188 amino acids)
Source: RefSeq, a predicted model, not a curated record